AUGGCUUCGGCACUUCAGUGUUUAUCGAAUGUUCCGGAGUUGACUGGAUAUUUUCUAUCUAAUAGAUAUGUAGCUGAUAUAAAUGAAAGAAAUCCUCUCGGUACACGAGGGGAGUUAGCUCGCGCAUAUGGAGAUCUUCUUCAUAACAUGUGGUCUGGAGAGAAUUGCAGCAUUGUCCCGCGGAAAGUCAAAAUGACCAUCGGACAGUUUGCUCCGAGAUUCAGCGGUUAUGCGCAGCAAGACUCACAAGAACUUUUGGCAUAUGUCUUAGAUGGUUUGCAUGAAGAUUUGAAUAGAAUAAAAGUGAAACCGUACGUUCCCGACGAUGAAACAUUGGAGAGACUUGAGGAACAUGAGCAAGCCGAAAAAUCGUGGCAAGCUUAUAAGGCUCGAAAUGAUAGUAUCAUCGUUGACCUCGUUCACGGACAACUCAAGUCUACUCUGGUUUGUCCCGUCUGUGCUAAGGUCAGCAUAAAAUUCGAUCCGUUUUGUUUCUUGUCUGUACCCCUACCACCAAAGGAGAAAGUCAGACAAGUUGUCACGUUGAUUUUCAACACGAAACGGAGAUGGGCGAAGGUAUGUUAUUAA
Cooperia oncophora is the source of this 588-nucleotide messenger RNA. Lineage: Eukaryota; Metazoa; Nematoda; Chromadorea; Rhabditida; Trichostrongylidae. The record is from the annotation of a GenBank genome assembly.